AUUAAAAUUUCUGUGUGUAGAAGUAAAACGAGCUUCGUUCGAGUGGAGCACCGAGUGGCGCAGGAGGGCUCCGAAGAUCGAGAGAAUGAUGCUUAGGCGGUGCCUUACCCCUCUGCUUCGGCUUCGCAGUCCCUCUUCUCGAGUUUCUUCGCUCCUCCGGAACGCCUCCGCCUCCCUUUCCUCCGACCCUUCCGUCGAGAACUUGCGUCCAAACGAUGGCAAGGAAGAGAAGGAGCCGCCGUCUCUUAAUGCCAGGAAGAUCUCGGUUGAUCGCUCUGGAUUAUGCAAUCCGCCUGAGCAUUUCCACAAGCCCUCCACGGAUCCUCCCCUAGUUAAGCAUCUGAAGAGCAUCAUCAAGUUCCGUGGGGGUCCUAUCUCAGUUGCUGAGUAUAUGGAAGAGGUCUUGACUAAUCCUACUGCUGGCUUCUACAUAAAUCGCGAUGUCUUUGGUGCAGCAGGGGACUUUAUUACUUCACCUGAAGUCAGCCAGAUGUUCGGGGAGAUGAUUGGCGUAUGGAGUGUAUGCCUUUGGGAACAGAUGGGCCAACCAGAGAAAGUGAACCUUAUUGAACUUGGUCCUGGACGUGGAACUCUCAUGGCAGAUCUUCUCCGUGGCACAUCAAAAUUUGAUAAAUUCAAACGAUCAUUGGAUAUACACAUGGUUGAAUGCAGCCCUGCACUUCAGAAAAUUCAGCAUAGUACACUAAAGUGUGUGGAUGAGGAGGUCCCUGGAAGUGGUAGCAAGCAGACCCUAAGCAUGUUGUCUGGAGCUACUGUAUCUUGGCAUGCUGCUUUGGAGCAGGUUCCACUUGGAUUGCCAACGAUCAUCAUGGCUCAUGAAUUUUAUGAUGCACUUCCAGUACAUCAGUUUCAGAAAGUUCCGCAGGGCUGGUGUGAGAAAAUGAUUGAUGUUGCAGAAGAUUCAACUAAGGAGUUUCGUUUUGUUUUGUCACCAUCUCCUACAGCUGCUACCAUGCUUUACUUGAAAAAGCGAUUCAUGUGGGCUUCUGCAGAAGAAAGGGAAAAGUUGGAACAUGUUGAAAUUUGCCCUAAAGCAAUGGAAUUAAGUCAUGCUAUUGCAAAAAGAAUAGGAUCUGAUGGUGGUGGGGCAUUAAUAAUUGAUUAUGGUCAGAAUCAACUUGUCUCUGACAGCUUACAGGCCAUCCGGAAGCAUAAGUUUGUGGAUGUGCUUGAAGAACCUGGAUCUGCUGACCUGAGUGCUUAUGUUGAUUUCCCUUCUAUCAAACACUCCGCUGAAGAAGCAUCAGAGAAUGUGUCCGUUCACGGUCCAAUUUCUCAAUCUCAGUUCUUGGGUUCUCUUGGCAUAAAUUUCCGGGUAGAAGCCCUGUUGCAGAACUGCACGGAAGAACAAGUGGAUGCUCUAAGGACAGGGUACUGGAGGCUUGUUGGUGAUGGUGAAGCUCCAUUCUGGGAAGGACCUGAGGAGCAGACACCGAUCGGCAUGGGCACCAGAUACCAGGUUAUGGCAAUUGUAAACAAGAGACAAGGUGUACCAGCUCCAUUCCAUUGAUGUGGCGGAGGUGUCAAAGCCGAGUGAAUUCAAGUGUCGAUACAGUCUUUUUCAUUAUGCAGUUCCUGUCUUACAAAAUUUCUCUGUUAUAGAAAUCUAAUGCAUUCAUAGAACAAGAUAGAUUAAAACCCGUGGAAAAUGACUACGGUGAAUGUCAUUACUUAUGGAAGCGAAAGUUCUUGUCCUUGAAAAUAUGUAUGAAUUGUAUUUGGUUAUGAAUUGAAAGGGAUGGUUGAGAAAACUCUUAGGUGUUGUAGCAGAUCGUGCGAAAAGGUGCACAGGAUUUAGGACCAGUUUAUCACCUCUGGUUCAAUCCAAGUUCACCACAAGCUUGAAUGACUAUUUGACAUAGUUGCAAGUUUGUGAUGUAAAAUGUACUAUUAAGAGAAAAAAACAAGAGGGGAUAUGAUGUGAUUAU
Molecule: messenger RNA, 1949 nt
Organism: Nymphaea colorata (pocket water lily)
Lineage: Eukaryota; Viridiplantae; Streptophyta; Magnoliopsida; Nymphaeales; Nymphaeaceae
Exons: 10
Coding region: 86-1531 (481 amino acids)
Biological process (GO): mitochondrial respiratory chain complex I assembly
Cellular component (GO): mitochondrion
Molecular function (GO): protein-arginine omega-N symmetric methyltransferase activity
Source: RefSeq, a predicted model, not a curated record